Castor canadensis (American beaver) is the source of this 507-nucleotide messenger RNA. Lineage: Eukaryota; Metazoa; Chordata; Mammalia; Rodentia; Castoridae. The record is from RefSeq and is a predicted model, not a curated record.
AUGUUUGCCUUGGAAUCAAAUACUCAGGUCAUCCAGGCUGUCUUCUUUGGUAUCUGCGUGCUAACUGACCUUUCCAGUCUUCUGACCAGAGGAAGCGGGAACCAGGAGCAGGAGAGGCAGCUCAAGAAGCUCACCUCCCUCCGGGACUGGAUGUUAGCCGUGCUGGCCUUCCCUGUUGGGGUUUUUGUUGUCGCAGUGUUCUGGACCAUCUAUGCUUAUGACAGAGAAAUGAUAUACCCAAAGUUGCUUGAUAAUUUUAUCCCAGGAUGGCUGAAUCAUGGAAUGGUAAGCAGAUUAAAACAACUAGCUUCCUUUUAUUAAACAAAAUCUAUUAAAGUCCUGUCUUUCAUUAUUAAUAUUUAAGUUGAUGUUCAAAAGGGUUUCAUUGUGUAUCCUCAAUGUAGGUAUAGUUAAUUUGGUCCGUUCAGCCCCUUCCAUUGCUCUCCCUUACCCUUUUACCUCCCACCCCACCCUUUUUCAACAGCGUUCAGUACACAUUCUUAUAGG